UUGAAGCAGUUGCUUCAACCAGCAUGCAACCUGCGACAUGUCAAUGUCUCUACCGUCUAUUUCACGCGUAUGAGCCUUAAGCAACGGAAGUCGAUAGCAUUGAGGAAUUGAAUAUUUCGCGUCCGUCGCCGCAAGCAUGCAUCGGCGCCUUUACCUGCUACUGAUUCUGGUGCGGCUCUAUUUUGCGCUGCAGCCCAGUUAUCUCCACCCUGAUGAGAAUUUCCAAGGUCCUGAAGUCAUUGCUGGCUCUGUCUUUUCCUACCCCGUCCAUCUAACAUGGGAAUUUACGUCGGCGCAUCCCGUCCGCAGCAUCUUCCCGCUAUGGCCCGUCUACGGCCUGCCUAUGCUCCUCCUGCGCUCCGUCUGGCCUGGGACCGGCCAGGAGGAAGUCGCGCCGUCGGUCGUCUUUUGGACGCUGCGAGUGCUCAUGUUUAUACUCAGCUUUGUGCUAGAAGACUGGGCCAUCCAUGAACUUGUCCCAUCACCGAGGCGGCGACGCGCCGCCAUCCUGCUCGUUGCAUCAUCCUACGUCACCUGGACUUUCCAAACGCACACCUUUUCCAACUCGAUCGAGACACUCCUUGUGGCAUGGUGCCUGGUAGUUAUCCAGCGUAUUGUAGACGACAAGCAUCGCUCGUCAAUAUUUGCGUCUAGCUUGCUUGGGGUAUUGAUUCCUCUCGGCGUCUUUAAUCGCAUCACAUUUCCCGCCUAUCUCCUAAUACCGGGGUUGCGUCUAUUGCCCCACUUUAUGCGACAGCCCUUUUCGCUCUUUGCGAUACUCUUUUUUGGAAUAGCAACCACUGGCCUAGCCAUCAUCACCGAUACAGUCUACUACACCGAAUCCGCAGUCACGCUGUCGACACUCUUCCGCAAUCCAGUAAUCACUCCCUGGAACAACCUACGCUACAACUUUGACCCCUCCAAUCUCGCCGAACACGGUCUUCACCCCUACUACCAGCAUGUUCUGGCGAACCUACCUCAGCUUCUCGGGCCGGCAUUCCUCCUGCUGCUCUCGCCAAUCCCUACUCUCCGUCUCGCAUCUGCCGUAUCUGGCAUCCUCGUUCUCUCCCUAUUCCAGCAUCAAGAAGCCCGCUUCCUUCUUCCCGCCAUUCCCUUGAUCCUCUCCUCUGUCCAAUUACCCCGCCGAUACCCGCGCGCUUGGAUCACAAGCUGGAUUGCUUUCAAUGCCUUUCUUGGCAUCCUGAUGGGAACUUACCAUCAAGGCGGCAUCGUGCCGACCCAACUCUUCCUCGCAAACCAACCAGAUGCCACAAAUGCAUUGUGGUGGAAAACCUACAGCCCACCACUCUGGUUACUCAAUGGCAAAAAUUUCGAGCUUACCACGCGCGACAUGAUGGGCGCAGCACCAGAAGCUCUCGCUGCAGAACUCAGCAAGCUAACGCCCUGCGACUGUGACUCUGUCUUUGCGAACCAAAACUCAUCUUCACGUUCAUCUCCCGCUUACGUCUCUAAUGGCCACUUACACUCUGAUUCCGCGGGAACAUACCUCAUUGCACCAUUCAGCGCAACCUUUCUCGAUCAGUAUUCGUUAUCAAAUACUUUAUCCCCGCAGUCGGCCUUACCACCGUCUUCCUCAUCAGCAUCAUCAUCUCCAUCGUCAUCUUCCGAUCCGGUUGAGAUCACAGUCCGUUUCCUCAACACAAACGGCUACUACUCUGCGCAGCCACCCACAUUAUCCUCCUCAGACGACAAGGACACCGAUUCUUCGUCUUCAUCAUCCUCCUCGCCGCAAGCAGACCAUUUCCGUCUCACCCGCGUGUGGCUCUACAGGAACCACCUCAAUCUAGACGAUCUCGAUUUCGCCAGCGACGGAAUCUGGCCUACGCUCCGCCGUGUCGUGGGCCGUCGGGGUCUUGCCGCGUGGCGCGUCACGCGCGAGUGCCACCCGAUAUAAUAUUCUAUAGUAUUAAUCUAGCAAAUGUCUUAUUCCAGCAAAUUGCAUAGCCGUUUGUCAUUUCUUUUAUGCCAUCUCUUUUUUGUCUCUUUUUUUUUUUCUCACCUACCGUUCUUUUAAUUUACAUUUCUUCCUAAUUUUUCUAAACUUUUCUCCUCCCCUACGACAUUUUGGGCGGUUCAUAUUUAUAUACCUGCAGCACUGUCUCUCUUCUCCUUCUCCCCUUCUUCUUCUUUUUCCCUCCCUUUUUCUUUUCUUUCUCCAAAGUUUCCAGCUAGUU
Messenger RNA from Xylona heveae TC161, 2195 nucleotides. Its product is annotated as glycosyltransferase family 22 protein. Gene Ontology annotation, biological process: GPI anchor biosynthetic process. The coding region runs from base 137 to 1915 and encodes 592 amino acids. Gene Ontology annotation, cellular component: endoplasmic reticulum membrane. NCBI's taxonomy places the organism in Eukaryota, Fungi, Ascomycota, Xylonomycetes, Xylonales, Xylonaceae. Gene Ontology annotation, molecular function: alpha-1,2-mannosyltransferase activity. The transcript is spliced from 4 exons. The record is from RefSeq and is a predicted model, not a curated record.